This is a messenger RNA of Rosa rugosa (rugosa rose), 909 nucleotides long. RefSeq lists its product as uncharacterized. The transcript has 5 exons. NCBI's taxonomy places the organism in Eukaryota, Viridiplantae, Streptophyta, Magnoliopsida, Rosales, Rosaceae. The record is from RefSeq and is a predicted model, not a curated record. Bases 319 to 774 code for a protein of 151 amino acids.
UUGAAUGUUCCAGAAGGAUAUAAAACUGUAUGUCUAAGAUGUUGCAAUAAUCUGUGGAAGGAUCAUAAAAGCAAAACGAAACUCCACUUCUUUGAGAAAAACAAAGAAGAUCCAGAUCUUAUUUCAAAAGUUCCUGCCAAUAUUGUGACAGAGCAAUGGAGUGAGCUAGUUGCCUAUUGGAGUAGUGAGGAUGCUAAGAUGAUUGCAAGAAGAAAUUCUAUCAAUAGGGAGCUUCGGGGACCAGUUCAUACUACUAGUCGAAAACAUUUUGCUCAAUUACGAUUUGAGAUGGAGCAAAAUUGAGAAGAAACUGAUAAGAUGAAUGUGUGGAAAAAAGCACGAGACCAGUCAAAACCGGAAGUGGUCCAAGUCAUUGAAGAAUAUGAAAAACGACUUUUAUUAGAAUCUGAGGACCAAAGGAACCUUAAGGUUGUUAAAGACCGGAUAUUUCAUGAAUUGAUUGGAGAGGAUGGCCAUGGAUAUUGUCGCACCUAUGGAUCUGGAGUGCCUCGAAGAUUUAUCUACCCACUUGCACCAAGUUCCUAUGAAACCACUGAUGAUCUAAUACAAAAGGUAACAGAGUCUGUGUCAAAGAAGUUUCAGGAUAAGCUUAAUAUGCUUCAAGCUCGAAUUGAUUUUCUGGAGAACAAAGAGGGGAGAGGCACAGACCAAAUUGGACAGGUUCCAGAUGCAACUAGUGGCCAUGAAAUUCGGAGGGAGUCUAUAGGAGAAGAAGGGAAUCCAGGUUCAAGCAGAGAUAGAGCAAUGGACUGAGUUUCAAUAUUAUUGCACAUAUACUGCCUGUGCAAUGUUGAAAUUUUUGUUAAGUGUUACUUUUGGUUGUCUUAUUUAGAUGCUUGGUUUUGGGUAUGACUUUGUAGUUUGUACUUCUUCUAAUUACAUAUUCAG